AACUUGUACUACCACUCAAUAACCACUUCAAACCACAUCCUUUUGCUAAUAAUAACUUAACCUAAAAUGAUAAGUAAAUGUUGAUUUUAAAUAAGUUGACAAUACUACGUGAUAAGACAUAUCACUUUCAAUCAGUUAUUCAUUUACACCGGAAUUUAUAUAAAAAGUCGAUUCAACCUAAACCAGUUUUUUUCAACAAGGUCAAGGUUACAUCACAUUCCUCUUGUAGGCAUAAAAUCAAUUCGUUUUCAACCAUUUCAAAGAUGUCUCUGAAACAUUUAGGUGCAGGGUCUGAAUGCCCACCAAAAAGCGAUGAGAAAAAGCUUCGUUUAUAUUCAAUGGAAUAUUGCCCAUUUGUACACAGGGUGAGGCUCGUUCUUAGAGCUAAAAAUCUUGAUUUCGAAACGGUUAAUAUUAACUUAAUCAACAAACCUGAGUGGUUGUUUAAGUUACAUCCUGAAGGUAAAGUUCCCGCUUUAGAAAUAGGCGAUAAAGUAAUUGUGGAAAGUUUGGAUAUUUGUAACUAUUUGGAUCAAGAAUAUCCAAAUCCACCACUUUACCCAUCCGACCCUACUCAAAAAGAAAAAGAUAUAGCUUUGUUUGAUGUUAUUGGAAAAUUACAUGGAAAUUUUAUCGAUUUGGUGCUGAAAAAGGAAACAAAGACCCCUCAAGAAUGGAAAAACAUAUUCAUGCCUAAUUUAACUAAAUUGAAUGAUGAAUUAAAACAACGCGGAACUACAUAUUUCGGCGGAGAAACCCCUGGAAUGCUUGAUUAUGUUUUAUGGCCUUGGGCCGAAAGAGCCGGAACCGUUGUAAUAGUUUUAGGAGAAAAACUUCCCCUUGAAUCCAAUGAAUUGGAGGUAAUUAGAAAAUGGAGAAAAACAAUGCAAGAACACCCUGUUGUUGCUGGAAUUUACCACGGACCUGAAAAGUUCUAUAAGAGCGUUCAAAUUAAAGUCGGCGAAUUGCCACCUGAUUAUGAUGCUAUUUAAAACGGGAUAAAUAAUUACCACUUAAAAGCUUUAUACUCCUAACACAAAAGCAUAAAUUAAAAAUUCCACUUGCGCCUUGAAUACUUAUUAUAUAUAUUUCAUCCAAUUAUGACUUAAAAUUGGUCUUCCAAAAUGUUAUUUUAGAUCCAUAGUUGUUUAAAAUUUUGAUUAAAUUUAAUAAAGAAUUAAAUAGCAAA
This is a messenger RNA of Onthophagus taurus, 1189 nucleotides long. RefSeq names its product pyrimidodiazepine synthase-like. The record is from RefSeq and is a predicted model, not a curated record. Gene Ontology annotation, cellular component: cytoplasm. Gene Ontology annotation, biological process: glutathione metabolic process. NCBI's taxonomy places the organism in Eukaryota, Metazoa, Arthropoda, Insecta, Coleoptera, Scarabaeidae. Gene Ontology annotation, molecular function: glutathione dehydrogenase (ascorbate) activity; glutathione transferase activity.